AUGCAUUUCAUUCCACUUAAGCAAUUAGAUCCUGUAAACAUUCGAUCUAGAAUACUCCCAAUCAAAUGUUGUGGCUGUGUUGGUAUACGAAGAGGAGGCGCUUUAGGAUGCGUUGUAUGGGCUUUAUUGAGCUUCUAUUUUGCUGCUCUUGGCUUUAUGGGAAGAAGUCCAUUCUUCUCUCAUCUUGAAAGAGCACCGUUGGUCAUAUACGGAGUGCUUAAUCUUGCUUUUGGAAUCGCAAGUCUAUUGGGCUUAUUCUUCAUUGGCUACAUGGCAAGUCCCCCAAAAUAUACAAAUACAUCUGUCUUGAAGCUUCUUUCCCGUAUCCUGUGGUUAUUCGCAACCCUAGUCAUAGGCGAUACCUUGAUUAAUUUCAUACUGUUUGUUGUCAACAAAUCAAAAUUCGAAUCCUGGUGUAUUGAAACUUCAAUUAGCAGACUUGAACAGAACCCUGUUGUACCCAAUCCCACACAAACCCUUGAUAUAGGAAAUGUUGAUUAUUACAAUUGUCAAAGGCUUUACAUAGAUGAAGUCAAAUGGUCACUUCUAGCUGCUCUUGUAAUGUGCAUGGUAUAUAUUCAUUGGGCUCUGGUAAUAACUGCAUUCGUUCAUGACUCCUUUAUUAUCGUCGCUCCUCGCAUUACAGGUGUACCAAAAACAAACAUUCAACUAUCUUCACCUGUUACCGACCAAUCUUCUACUGAUACCAUAGUACACGUGGACGAUAAUGUCAAUAUAGGCUCUUGUUUGGUUCAGAAUAUUUCAGACAAAGUUCUACAUACCAUCUCACCCCUUUACGUCCCUCAAAGAAGAACGUCAAUACAUACUUUCACUGCAAAACAAGGAAAUAACAACAAACCAUCCGAUGAUCUCGAGUAUGAGGGUAUCUCUUCAUCCCCCCCUUACGGUAAACCUGCAAGAUUUGUAGACACGGAUCCUGUCUCCAAUAGUUAUUGGAAUUACGCCAAAUAUCUGCUGGACAAAGACUUUCUUAAUCAGAUAGUUGGCACUUACUCAUUUACAAAGACACGGCCAAAGCCUCACCAACUUAAUAAAUUUAAUAUGCACCCGAAGGCUAUGUUUCUUGUUAUUCAGAAGUUAUCAGACAUCUGCGUUCAUUACUCGUUGAUAAUCUGGGCUAAAGCAAUCAAUACUUUAAUAGCUUGGACGCGGAAGCUCUUUAUGGCCCUAGUUUCCAAGAUUCUGUCAGGUUCACUAUCAAGUUUUCUUGUUCCAAACUGUCCAAUAAACGAUAAUAGGCACACCAAUUACUCUAGUCUCUUUUCUGACAGAUUUGCGGUAUACCCAUACGACUCAACCAAGCUCUACAUAGUAAAAACCAUAUGUUUUAUUAUUAGUCACUAUCACGCUUAUUCCGUCUGUCCUCAUUAG
Phycomyces blakesleeanus NRRL 1555(-) is the source of this 1392-nucleotide messenger RNA. RefSeq lists its product as hypothetical. NCBI's taxonomy places the organism in Eukaryota, Fungi, Mucoromycota, Mucoromycetes, Mucorales, Phycomycetaceae. The transcript is spliced from 8 exons. The record is from RefSeq and is a predicted model, not a curated record. Bases 1 to 1392 code for a protein of 463 amino acids.